Molecule: messenger RNA, 881 nt
Organism: Microbotryum saponariae
Lineage: Eukaryota; Fungi; Basidiomycota; Microbotryomycetes; Microbotryales; Microbotryaceae
Source: the annotation of a GenBank genome assembly
AUGGUUGCCGCCCCCCCAGCUUAUCCAUCCACUCUCCCUCCUGAAUCUCAGGCCUAUGCUAGACAGGUGAGGCAUAGGGCUUCUCCUUGCAUGCAUGCAUGUGACGAGAGCGCCACAGGUCACUGACGUCGAUCUCGGAUUUACAUUCGAUCCGCUGCCAUCUGAUCAAAGUUCUUCGAAUGUGCCCGAAGAGGUGAGGCGCGGUGAAUUUGCUAGACGUCACUGGUUGAUUCACUGCACCUCACGCACUAUGACGUGCUCUCCACUUUGCACAGGAGACCUCGAAGCAAUGCGAGCCCCACUCGACGCCGGCUUACCACCCAAUUUGACGAACGACAAGGUACGCUGCAUGUCGAUCAUUCAAUCUUGUUUCGACGGAGCUAAUCCGUUCCCGAUUCGUAUCGAGGCUAGGGGGAUACGUUGGUCAUGCUCGCGGCUUACCAUGGCCAUGCCGAGCUGGUUGAAUUUUUGGUUAAGAAAGGCGCCGAUCCAAAGUACGUCAUUCGCCGGCGCCCACGGCACCGCUGUAGCACGCCUGUCUCAGUAUUGGGACAAUAUGAUUUUGGCUACCAGACGACUUAACCUGAUGAUUAUACGCGUAAAUCCCCCUCCGCUCUCCGAACAGUCGAGUCAACGACCGAGGUCAAUCUCCUUUGGCCGGCGCGGUCUUCAAGAACGAAACCCGAGUCGUCCAAGCCCUUUUGGGGGGCGGUGCCGACCCGGAUGCAGGACAGCCCUCAGCUAUGGAAGCAGCGAGCAUAUUCAGUAAGAUGGACGAGUACGGCCCCUUGUUUGAGAAUGCAAGACGACGGAGGAAUGGCGCUGGCCAGGUUGGAAAUGGGAAUGCCACGAAUGGCACACAUGAUUCUCCGACAGCCUAG